AGAUCAAUCAAAUGUAUCAAGUUCACUCAUCUGAGAUGACCGAAACCUUCAUUAGCUCUGGAAAUAUUUUUUCACAAGUAUUUGAUUCAUCGUAUGAACUAAAUUUCCGCCGCAAGUUGGAUUGUUGCCUGUCAAAAGCAUGGCUGGGAUUUUGUGGCGAGCAGAACCAAAAUCAAGCGAGAAACCGAAGCAAUCGUCGGGUUCUACGGUUGCGACAGCGAAGCACACCAUUGAAGACCUCGUCAAGGCAGCUGAGAAAGGAGACUUAUCCGGGAUUAUCACUUUGAUUGAUGAUCAUCACGUAAAUCCGAAUACAAAUCAAGUAACGAAAAUCCCUCUGAUCCAUGCUGCAACGUACAACCAGCCAAAAGCCUUGGAGCUGCUUUUAUCCAAGACAGCCAGGCCCAAUCUUGUCAACUCUCAAGGGAAGACAGCGUUGCAUGUGGCAGCGGAACGAGGCUAUUCCGACUGUGUAGCCGUGCUUCUGAAAGGUGGAGCAGAUUUUAAAAUCAAGGACAAAAACGGCAAGAACCCGUUGGACCUCGCUGGGGAAAACAAAAAGGACGACUGCUGCAUGAUUCUGGAAACAUGGCCACUGACUCGGAAAAUGGGUGAAAAGGUGGAACAGAUUGCGACCAAAGCUGCGAAUCUUGGUCAAGAUUUUGAGACAGUGAGACAGUUCAUCACGGAGUACAACAAGAGAAAAGCUGCGAUAGACCGAGAAAUUUUUGGGGAAUCGUCCAACAGAAAAAUGAAGUCCAAUAAGAAAACCUCUUCGUGAUCGUGACAAGUGCAUCUCUGGUGACGACGCCUGCCGAACGAAAUUGAAAAUGUGCUUGCGGAAAUGAAUGCUUAAAGAAAAAUCCUAUUUUAUUAUUUGCACUUUCUGUGAAACCAAAUAUGAGUGAAAGAAGAAAUAAACAAGUUUUGAGUAUUUUACGAAAUA
Messenger RNA from Notodromas monacha, 946 nucleotides. The record is from the annotation of a GenBank genome assembly. Lineage: Eukaryota; Metazoa; Arthropoda; Ostracoda; Podocopida; Cyprididae.